Messenger RNA from Aaosphaeria arxii CBS 175.79, 447 nucleotides. RefSeq lists its product as uncharacterized. The record is from RefSeq and is a predicted model, not a curated record. The transcript has a single exon. Lineage: Eukaryota; Fungi; Ascomycota; Dothideomycetes; Pleosporales. The coding region runs from base 136 to 369 and encodes 77 amino acids.
GGUUCUUGUAUCACGACAAAUCAUCUUCACUAUGGGAUAUGUCAAAUAUAUUGAUUGCGAAUUGAAGAUAGGCAUACCGUGUGCAUGAUAGACGAAGACGUUGAAUCGACUGAGUCCGACUAAACUACUUCAAUAAUGUCCUCCAGAGCUCAAACCCAUCCUUGCAUGGAAGUUUCGACACGGCUCACAUACCCCGCGCAAGAAAGGGAAAUGCAUGUCGUGCACAUAAGCUAUGUCAAUCAUGUUGAUCAACACCGACGAUCAUUUCUCCCGACAUCCAUUCGUUUACAAGGAACAACCCUCGUCUUACGUUCGACGCAAACGGCUCCGAUCAUUGCUACACUCGUUCAAAUAAAACCCAAUGAAUGAGUUACCUUACUCGUACAAUGAAUCACAUCUAGACUCUGAUCUACGUGCGAACGAAUCAUAAAGUAAUUUAGAUCUGAC